GCACUUUGCUGAGUGGCAACGAGAUGAGCACGAGCAAGGAUGUCGGCGCCGCCGCGACGGCUGCAUCGUCGAAGGGAAAGCUGUCAGGUCUGUUCCAGAAGAAUGCAGCAGACAAAAAGCCAGAAGUGACUUCUACGUUUCAAUUUGGAUUCCAAGCAGAGACGCCAGUAGCUGCCCCAGGCGAGAAUAACACAGUCGAACCGUCCAAAUCUAAAAAGAGCAAGAAGAAGAAGACAAAGGCCGGACAGGGAGCCGCCGCCACUCCCGCGAUCGCCGAAGGGGUCGUCACACAUGCACCCCCUGGUUCAUCGUCUCCCGCGGCGAUCGAGGCGCGAGUGCACGCGGACCAACACGUGGCAGUCGCCGCCGUCACGGACGCCGUCGCGAGCGUAUCCAUCGACGAAAGCAACGCCAAGAAGAAAAAGAAGAAGAAGAAGAAAAGCAAGGCCAAGUCCAAAUCGGCCGUUUCCGACGCGCCAACCGAGUUUGAGUUUCUGUUUACGUUUGACAAGCCUGGGUUCUCCGAGUCUGAAUUAGCUGCCAUGGCUCUUGCAUCGGGCAAGAAAUCCAAGCCAAACAAAAGCCAAGCCAAGAAAAAGCAGGUUUCUACAUCCAAGGAACAGCCCUCACCGGUGGAAGUGUCGCCGCCAUCGACCAACUCGACGUAUGUGACGCUUCGCAAGGCGCCUGACAACAGCUCGGAGGUUCAAAAGAUGCAAUUGAGGUAUGGCAAAGGCAAGCGGAUACAUGCAGCCAAGAAGAAGCCGAGUGCUCCCGUGGUCAAAGCCGACAAGUUAGCUGGUCCCCCUGCCGCCCCAGCAGCAUUUAAAUUCAACUUUUAAUAAAAUACAACAAGUUGGAUGAUCUCAACAA
Messenger RNA from Aphanomyces astaci, 873 nucleotides. RefSeq lists its product as hypothetical. The record is from RefSeq and is a predicted model, not a curated record. The transcript is spliced from 2 exons. The coding region runs from base 24 to 842 and encodes 272 amino acids. NCBI's taxonomy places the organism in Eukaryota, Oomycota, Saprolegniomycetes, Saprolegniales, Verrucalvaceae.